AUGGCGCACCAAUCGCCUAUGAUCUCGAUACCCAAGAAGGUCACCGAUGAGGUCGACUGGACGACCCCAAUUCGGCAUCUCAUUGCCCAGUCUUAUGGCGAGAGUCCCGACAACUACGCGCAGGAAUGUGCUGCUCUUCAGCGGUGUCGCCAGGACGCCGUGCGCGGUGCUGGAAGCGAUACUACAGCCCGGGAUCUUCUCUACAAGUACUUUGGCCAACUCGAGUUGCUCGAACUACGAUUCUCAGAGAUCAAAGUCACAUUUCCAUGGAGGGACGCUUUCACCCAGAAACUAACAACCCAAACUUCUAUCGCAUUCGAGAAGGCCUCUAUCCUAUUCCAAAUCGCUGCUACACAUUCCUCUAUCGCUGCCUCUCAAUCCAGAUCAGACCCCGAAGGCCUCAAACGCGCAUUCUAUUACUUUAGGACCUGCGCGGGGAUGCUGAACUAUAUUAACGAGAACUUCUUGCACGCCCCCUCGACGGACCUGAGUAGGGAUGUGGUCAAGUUCUUGGUGAACGUGAUCCUAGCACAGGCGACGGAGGUAUUCUUCGAGAAGUGUACAGACGAGAAGAAGGGGAAUCAGUUGGUGAGCAAGGUGGCGAGUCAGACGGCGAGCAUGUACACAACACUGUGCGAGGACGUGAAGGAGUUUAUGGGCAAGGGCAUCUUUGACCGCAACUGGGUUACAUUGAUCCAGACCAAGUCCAAGUACUUCACAUCAUUGGCGCAGUACUAUCGCGGCUUAGCGGACGACGCAGCAGGAAAGCACGGGGAAGCCCUGGUGCGCUUCACCCAGGCAGAAACACUCGCCAAGGAAGCCAACCGACAGGCCACCGUCUUCUCUGCCGCUUUUUCAUCCACCAUGUCCCCCACUCUUCCUCCCGACGCAGGAACAACCCUCGUGGACCGCACUAAAGCCCACCUUGUCAUCUGCUCAGAACGCAAAGCAGAGGCACAACGGGAGAACGACUUGAUCUACAAUGCAGUCCUUCCUGCUCCGGAGGCUUUGCCACCCAUAGAUAAACUCGUUGUUGCCCAGCCGAUCCACAUACACGAAGUCUACGGUACUCCAGAAGUCCAGAAGACCAUUGGGCAGGAUAUCUUCCUCAGGCUCAUCCCGCUCAGCGUUCACGAGAGCGCCAGUGUCUAUUCGGAGGAAAAGGCCAAACUAGUGCGCGGGGAAGUUGAGAAAGCUGAUGCAGCAGAAGCUGAAGGCCGCAGCGCCAUCGAUGGCCUGGGCGUCAGACAGGGGCUCGCGAGAUUUAAGGCUAUGGCUGAAGGAGAGGUCGGUGGAGAUGAGGAGAUUCCUACGGAAGUCCGGCGCUGGAAAGAAGAUAUCACCGUCAUCGAGGAUCGCGAAAGCGUCGAGUCGCUUAUGGCGCAACUCAACAAACUCAAAGCCAGCGUCCAACAAGAUCUGGAAGGCGUUUCGCGUGAUCUCGAGAUUGAAUCCAAGGAAUGCGAGGUGCUUCGCGUCAAGUACGAUCAUCUCUGGACGCAGGGUCCCAGUGCGGGUCUUACCAAGUCUAUCCGUGCUGACCUUAAAUCGCACUUUGGAGCAUUGGAGGCUGCUUCAGCGUCAGACUCCCAAGUCGUCAACAUGUGGAACUCGAUCAAGAGCGAUAUCGCGUUGUUGCGGAGUCCGCAGUUGGAGCAGGUCUUUAGGGAUCAGGGCAGUCAGGAUGCGAGCCUGUUGGAUUUGGACGUAAGCAGCGAGGUGGAUGAAGCGAAGGAGCGCGCUAAGAUCAGGGGAUAUGUGGAUGAGAUCGAGGAUAGACUGAAGAGGGUUAACAUGAUCUCGCGCGAGAGGAACGAGGUCCUCAAGGAUCUCAAGGACAAGGUUCAAGCAGACGACGUAUCUCAUCUCCUUCUCUUGAACAAGCGCAACACUGGGAUCGAACCGACAUUGUUUGCUGCAGAGCUGGAGAAAUUCAGGCCAUAUCAACAACGCCUAGCGGCAACUGUCCAUCAUCAAGACGUUGCGAUCCAAGAGCUGACUGCGUUGUGGAAGGGGCUGAAAGACCUAGCUGGCCGUGGGCCUGGUGCUCGCAAGUGGGAAGAGCGGGAAAAGAAGAAGAAUGAUACUGUUCGUCGAUUCUCAAGGGCGAGGGACGUCUAUAUGGAGGUUCGCGAUGGGCUCACCAAGGGACUGCAGUUCUAUUCUGAACUCACCGAUUUAACUAAAUCUUUGAAAGACCACGCCCACUCUUUCUUGAAUGAACGAAAGGCUGAGAGAGAGGAUCUCGUAUCGAAGAUUGAACUCGAGAAGAAACUUUCAGGAACGAGCACGACGCAGUCAGCCCCUCCCCCCGUUCUUCCGGCGAAGCCACCUGCCCCUCCGCCACGCCCUCCGAGCAGCAGUCUCGAUUCGACGCUGGCGGCUCUGAGUCUAUCGUCUCCCCCACCACAGUCGCCGCCACCGCCACCUCAGCAACCGCAACAACAGCGAUGGUCUGGCUCGUACGGAGCUCCCCAGCCGUCGCCUCCUCCUCCUCAACCGCCGUCGCACUACCCUCCCUCACAAUACCAGCACCAUCAAUAUCCUGGACAAGCGCCUCCACCUCCUCCACCAGGACACUAUACUCCUGGACCAGCUUCAGCUCCUCCUCCGGGCCCGCCUUCACAUCUACCACCUCCACCUCCUCGACCUACUACACAGUCAUCGAUGUCACCCUCAGGACCAUCCGUUGAUCCUUACGCUAGCCUGUCAUUGUUUGGAUCUUCAUUCUCCUCUAACCCGAACACAAAUACCCCGCAGCAGCAACAGCAACAACAGCCCGGUGUUCAGACCCAUGGAUAUGGUCAACUUCCGCCUCCACCUCCUCCACCUCACCAGCAGCACCAGCAGCAUUAUCAGUACCAGCAGGGUCAAGGUCAGGGCCAACUUCCGCCACCUCCUCCGCCGCAGCAACAGCAGUAUCAGUAUGGUGGUGCUGGUAAUGCAGGAGGAUUCCCGCCUCCUCCGCCACCGCCUCCGGGAGGGUAUGGGUAUCAACCGCAGCAGCAGCCUCAGCAGCAGCAACAAUAUGGAUAUGGUGCGCCUCCUCCCCCACCGCCGCAACAGCAGCAGCAAUACCAUUCGUAUGGUCAGUAUGGCGGCGGGUACCAGCAGCAGUGAGCUACAUAUCGUGGUGGAGGUGCGAGUGCGAGUUAGCGCUUGAGAUUGGCAGCUGGACCGCUACAUGUAUGUUGUGUUUGUAUAAUUGGUAGAUGUAGGACUUGUUGCGAUGAAUUUUACGUUUCGUUUG
Coprinopsis cinerea okayama7#130 is the source of this 3250-nucleotide messenger RNA. Its product is annotated as vacuolar protein-sorting protein BRO1. Gene Ontology annotation, biological process: protein transport to vacuole involved in ubiquitin-dependent protein catabolic process via the multivesicular body sorting pathway. Lineage: Eukaryota; Fungi; Basidiomycota; Agaricomycetes; Agaricales; Psathyrellaceae. Bases 1 to 3120 code for a protein of 1039 amino acids. Gene Ontology annotation, cellular component: endosome. The transcript is spliced from 5 exons. Gene Ontology annotation, molecular function: protein binding. The record is from RefSeq and is a predicted model, not a curated record.